UCUACAUUUAAUACUCUUCUCUUGUAAUACCACGUGGAAGUAAUAAAAAUGAGUCUGACAGCUAAGGAUAAAGCCGUGAUCAAGGGCUUCUGGGGGAAAAUCGCCAGUCAAGCAGAUUCCAUAGGACAAGAAGCUAUGGGGCGAAUGCUUAUUGUCUACCCACAAACUAAAAUAUAUUUUGCUCAUUGGCCUGAUCACUCUCUCGGAUCUGCUCAAGUGAAGAAACAUGGCAAAAUUGUGAUGGGUGCAAUCACCGAUGCUGUGGGAAAAAUAGACGAUCUUCUUGGCGCAUUGAGCUCCUUGAGUGAUCUCCAUGCCACCAAACUCCGCGUAGACCCUGGAAACUUCAAGAUUUUGUCCCAUAACAUCCUCGUGACACUUGCAGUUCAUUUCCCCACUGACUUCACCCCAGAAGUACACGUGUCUGUGGACAAGUUCCUCGCGGCUCUGUCUGCUGCUCUUGCUGAUAAAUACAGAUAAACUCAAAACUCUCUGGUUUAUGUCCAAAUUCACUUUAAAUAAUGAGGACAAAAAUAUCUGAUCCAUUUAAUAAAAUCUAAAAUAAUCAGAA
Molecule: messenger RNA, 571 nt
Organism: Danio aesculapii
Lineage: Eukaryota; Metazoa; Chordata; Actinopteri; Cypriniformes; Danionidae
Product: hemoglobin subunit alpha-like
Exons: 3
Coding region: 49-480 (143 amino acids)
Biological process (GO): oxygen transport; hydrogen peroxide catabolic process
Cellular component (GO): haptoglobin-hemoglobin complex; blood microparticle; hemoglobin complex
Molecular function (GO): haptoglobin binding; iron ion binding; oxygen carrier activity
Source: RefSeq, a predicted model, not a curated record